This is a messenger RNA of Branchiostoma floridae (Florida lancelet), 10672 nucleotides long. RefSeq lists its product as uncharacterized. The coding region runs from base 267 to 9227 and encodes 2986 amino acids. Lineage: Eukaryota; Metazoa; Chordata; Leptocardii; Amphioxiformes; Branchiostomatidae. The transcript is spliced from 18 exons. The record is from RefSeq and is a predicted model, not a curated record.
GGGUGGACAAUUGAAUGGAGUUUCAUGAAAAUCAUUCACAAAUCUUGGCAUAGUUUUCCUCAAAAUAAGUAGAAUGUCCUAAUUUUCCCAUGAUUCCAGGCGAUAUUUCUUGUAAACUUGCAGACGGCGGGAACAGAGGAGGCCUGCCUGGAGGGCUGUUUUUCUCUAAACUUGUUUUUCUUAGAAAGACGGAGAAAUGAUGCCGUGGAGAUUAUAGCUAAAGUAAAAGUCAGAAGAGAAAGAGAAUCGGCUCUUAUUGAUUGAGGAUGACGCGCAGAGGUGGAAGGUGGCGGGGGCGCGGUUCCAGCGGGGCACCGCGGCGGGGUGGCAGCAGGGGUAACUCUGCUGAGGCAUGCCACAACUCCCGCAGGAUCAGUUUCAUCAAACAAGAGAAGCAAGAUGACAGCUAUGGCGAUGUCAAAGUGAAGUCGUUUGAGGAGAUUAUGGAAGAGAAGAGGCUGAGACGACUGGGCCAGCAGACAGCUGCGGGGAGCUCUGCAGCACCUGGUGCACCUGCAGACAUCAGCGAGACUUGCAGCACACCAGGUCGACCAAAGGCCAGUCCUGUCCACAGUGUCCGCAGUGCUGUAUCAGAUCCUGGGGCAACGGCAGUGUUUCCAGGUGUCACCUGGUUCAACAACAAUUCAGGCAACAACACAACACAGGAAACAUGGACUAGCACUAGUGAGUCAUCAACCCCAGUUCGACCACUUGCUUCCAUACUGAAAAGUUCAUCUCCUUCUCCACAUGUACCUGGUGUUCAGUUUGGUACACCAAUCAUAUACCUGGACCGCUUGUCACGGUCACAGGAAGAUGAGUUGUUGAGAGGUGGGAUGAUCAGGACACCCUCCAACUCACCUUCCCCAAGCAGGGGAUCACCUUCUGCCAGAGAGAGAAUGCCAAAAGGCAAGAAAAACAAGACAGGAGGAAAAUCAGCAGAAACAAAAGCUGACGCAAAAGCCACAAGGGAAGCUUCUGCAGAGUCAUCAGCUGUUGUGGGAAAGGUAGAAAUAGAUGGAGGCUCUCUUGACAGAUUUGGCGACUCCAGUGGACUCCUUGGACUACGUAAUCUGUUGAAGAGCAGCACAAAUAAAAAAACAGUAGACAGUGUGACACUGCAAGGUGAAGUACCAACAGAUACAGUUGGUGAACUCUUCUCUCCUUUUUCAAGUCACACUGUCUCAGAGGGAAGUCCAUUCAGGUCACAUCAGCAGCAAGAAGUGGUGGUUGUUGUUGAUAGUUCUGGGGAUGAAAGUGACACAAAGAUGCAUUCCAGUAAAGCCAGAAAGAAAACUAGAAGAAAAGCGAGUGAAGAACAACAGCUCUUUUCAUUGAAUCUUGCCUGUAUAAAGAAGGAAGCAGAAGAAGAUUCCAGUUAUAAGUCAAACCCAGGCCUUUUUCUGCUUCAGGACUCUUUAACACAGCCUUACAGGAACAGCACAAUGGACUUAGACAUACCUGAGGUCAUGAGAAAUAGCCCCUUGACUGCAGCUUCUUCUGAGACACACCAAGAAGCAGGACAGUCUUCUUCACCUGUUGAGGAGCAGCCUGAAACAUCAGGUAGUAGCCGUAAUGUCUGGGACAUCUUUGCUGAUAAUAUUUCCAAACCUACUGAGCCGGAACAGUCUUUUGCUGAAUUUGUAGAUGUUCCCACGUCCACUCCCACAGUCCCAGCAGUUUCAGACCAUCCUAAACAAACCGUUUCUUCAGUUGACCAUUUUGAUGUGACCCAAAUAUCAAGGUCAUCAUCUCCGAACAGCGACACGUAUUCCGUGCUUAUGCAGAGCGUGCAGGAAAUGUCCAAGUUAGACAGAGAACACCAAAUGUCUACAUGUUCACUGGAGGACGACAUCUCCAAUAGCAACUCCGUAGAAACCACGGGUACAAACAACUGUCCCAGCCUGAAUCAGCCUGAGCCUGAGAACAGCUGUAAUGAACUGCUGAAUGAACCACCCAUGCUGUUCUUUCAACCACAGGAUGAGACCAGUCCCGAAGCUUCCAGUGUCCCUGGCUGCAGCAUGUCUUCUGCUGUGCUCUGUCCUGCCACUCAGUUUGUACCAUCAGAUGUACAGAAGAACUUGGACCUUUCCCCUCCCAACUUGUUGCCUUACUCCUUAGCUCUCACCCCAGCAGACACUGAACACAUCUCAGAAAUAAAGUUAUUACAAGUAAGUCAAGGUGCAAGCAGAGAAGAGACAUCCUUGGCUGAGGACUGCACAAAACAGGACCAAACAGACAAUGAGAAAAACACCAAUCCACCGGCUAAAAAUCCUUCAGUUGUAUCAACUUAUUCAAUGAACAAAGAGCCAGAAGAAGACAUGUUAUUGUUAUCCUUUCAAAAACUGGAGACAUUGGAGAAAGAUAGGAAGACAUGUCCCCUUUCCCAAAGUGCAAAAGAUGAAGAGAACAAGAGUGCCAAAGAUGAAGAGAAUGAGUUGUUGCAAAUAGUCCAAGAAAUUCCUGCAAUAAGAACUUCUCAACUCGACAUUUCUCCUGUAGAAAAAGAGUCUACAAUUCCAGCUUUAACACCAGUGAAAACUGCAAGUGAGGGAGAGAAAUCAAAACAGGUCAAACGGCAAUCAGCAAGGCUGAAACAAAAGUCUGGAAGGAAUGAUCAAGUGGAACAUAAGUCACCUACUAGUGUGGGACAAAACUCGCCACGCAUUAGACAGAAGUCACCACGCAUCAGACAGAAGUCACCACGAGUUGGGAAAAAGACACCACCUGAGAAACAGACUGCAUCACAGGUGGGGAAGAACUCAGGCGAGGUAGAACAAAACUCUCAACAUCUUGGUAUAAAGCCACCACAGAAGGACCAGGACUCACCCCGGCUUAAAAAUAAUCAGCAACAACUGGCACAGAACCUGCCAACGUCUACAUAUUCACUGGAGGACAACAUCUUCAAUAGCAACUCUGUAGAAACCACAGGAUCAUACAACUGUGCCAGUCUGAAUCAGCCUGUUUUUGUUGAGCCUGAGAACUGCUGUAAUGAGCUGCUGAAUGAACCACCCAUGCUGAGCCUCCAACCACUGGACGGGACCAUUCCAGAAGCUUCCACCGUCCCUGGCUGCGCCGCGUCUUCUACUGUGCUCUGUCUUGCCACUCAGUCUGUACCAUCAGAGGCAGGUGUACAAAAGAACUUGGACCUUGCCCCUCCCAACUUGUUGCCUUUGUCUCUAGCUCUUAACCCAGGGGAUACUGAACACAUCUCAGAAGCCAAGUUAUUACUCUCAAGUCAAGGUGCAAGCAGAGAAGAGACAUCCAUGACUGAUGACUGUACAAAUGAGAACCAAGCAGAGAAUGAGAAGAACACCAAUCCACCUGCUAAAAAUCCUCCUGUUGUAUCAAGUUAUUCUUUGAACAAAGAGUCAGAAGAAGACAUGUUAUUGUCUUCCUUUCAAACAUUGAUGGUGCCUGUGCCUGCUGAACUGCAGAAGGAGACAUUGGAGACAGAAGGGAAGACAUGUCCCCCUUCCCAAAGUGCCAAAGAUGAAGAGAAUGAGUUGUUGCAAACUGUCCAAGAAAUUCCUGCAAAAACAACUUCUCAACUUGACAUUUCUGCUGUAGAAAAAGAGGCAACAAUGCCAGGUUUAACACCGGUGAAAACUGCAAAUGAGGGACAGAAACGUAAACAGGUCAACCGGAAAUCGCCAAGGCUCAGACAACAGUCUGAAAGGAGCAUGCAGUUGGAACACAAGUCACUAGGUAUGGGACAAGAGUCAUCAGGGGUAGGACUGGACUCGCCAAAGGUGAAAGCUAACCCCCCAUGUGUGGAAAAAAACUCGCCACACUUGGAAUCAAACUCACCACGCAUCAGACAGAAGUCUCCACGCAUUAGACAGAACUCACCACGAGUUGGGAAAAAGACACCAUCCGAGAUACAGACUACAUCACAAGUGGAGAAGAAAUCAGGUGAGGCGGAACAAAACUCUAAGAAGCAACCACAGAAGCAACCACAGAAAGACCAGGACUCGCCCCGGCUGGAAAAGAGCCCUGGACAGCUGGGAGAGAACCCACCACAGCUGGGAAAUAAUGACAACCCACUGCAGCUGGGUCAGCAUAGAAGUCCUGUUAGCAUACAAAAGAUUACAAGGACUGACAAGAGGAAAAGGAAGUCACCCCAAACACCACAGAAAGCACGGAAAUCACACCCUGAAAAACCAGAAACGUCAACUCUCUUUCUGGCUCGAUUCACCCCACUGUUAAGUAAUUCCAGAGGAAAUGAUGAUGACAUAGCAGACAGUACCUCUGACAAAGAUGUGCCUACAUCAGAUGGAGUUUAUGGAAGUGUUGCAGGGAAGGAAGAGACUGCCACUGGUAGCCCUUGUGUUUACAGAAGUGAUACAACCAUUGGCUUAGCCACCAAGACAGAACACACAAGCAGCAGUCCAGAUGUUCAAUAUUCCCCAUUUGGAAAUUUUGUGUUCAGGACCCCAUCAACGCCUAGCAGACAUGGAAGUCCGUCAGGAAUCGACACCACGUCCACUCCUGCAUAUUCCAAGGAAAACCAACUUGUCCCUCGUGAUACUAGAGCACCCGCACUCAGUCCCAUUGUAUGCAGUUCAUCACCAUUUGCUCAAACACUCAAACCAAAAGUCACUCAUGGAUUGAAGCCAUGCAAGGACAGUAGUGUGAGACCAGUUUCUAUUGCAGCAUCACCAAGAAACAGUGCAUUGAGUCUGUUAGCUUGUAGUCCAUUUUCUAACAGGGCAUUGCCACAGUCCACUCAGUUGAGAAGCCCUGAUGCUGGUCUGGAAGUCCAGCAUAACGUAGCUAGUAGCUCUUGGGACACAAGAUACAGUGGUGAAAAGACAGGGUCAUUCAGCCAGUCAUACAUCACCGUGGAUACCACAACAUGCAUCACAGACCAUUCCGACAGCAAGAGUGGAGAGGAUGAUGCUGCAGCAACUCCCGAGUCUACAUGUGGAAGGAAGGUGCAGAUGGGCAUGCCAGAUGAUCUCCGUGUGAAGCUGAAGGGGAUGAAGAGAGAGGUGAAAAGGACAAGGCCUGCACAGAAGUCAUGGUUUUCCUUAGCAACUGCCGGUCCUGUACUGAAAAGUUCCAAAGGUUCCAGUGAUGAUGAUGAUGAUGCCAUCUCACUGUUUGCAAGACCAGACGAGGUUUUUUCCCUUCUUGUUGAUGAUGACAUUGACAGUGAAGUAUCCAGGGAUACCCAGGGGGACAACAGCCCUGCAGCUAAGAGCUAUCCCAGCACUGAGGAAGCCUAUAGGCAGAAGCCAUCUCCUGUCACCUAUAAAGCAGUAGACAUACCCAGUGACUCACUGGACCUGCAGGAUGCAGAAGAUGUCCAGAUGCACCAAACAGGAAGGCUGAUCGUCAAGCUGCCGGAGAAGAUGACACUCAAGAGGAAGGUAAUAGCCACGGACACUGAGGGUACUACUGAUCAAGAGGAGACUGCAGGACCUUCUAGUCCCAAGCAACCCAGGACUGCUGUCAGGGAAGGCGAUAGACCUGUAGAGAUGUGGAGAAAUACAGGCAGGGGAGAUGAGCAGCAGACAGGACAGCAGGACAGAAGACGUGUCAGGAGAAGUCUGCCACUGCCCAACAAUUUCUGUCGGCAACAUUUCCUGACAGAGCGAGGCUGCCAGUAUCAGUUUGGGCAUGUUGGCUGUAGGUAUCAGCACAGGCUGUACAGUAAGGCGAUGGCGCUUGAUUUGAUAGAUUACAUAUCAGCGGAUGGGCGGCCUGUUCCCCUUACCGUGCUCAGUGACUGCAUCCGUCUGCAGAUCCAGGCUGGAGACACAGCAGAAGCUGUGGAAAUGUUCAAGAAAUUGAGUGAAUAUCCUCGAAGGAACUUGGGUGAGCUCAGUGUCAUCGUGGAUGAACUGACUGAUAACCUGUUAAGCAUGCAGUGCUGGGGUUAUCUGCAAGAGGUCCUCCUUCUAGUUCUGCACUUGGGCAUCACGCCAAAUGACAAUGUGCUGUGUGAGCUGAUCCAGCAUCAUUGGGACAAGAACAACUGUUUGGCCAUCAGGCAACUCAACCAUCAGUUUGAUGAGAACGGCAUACGGCCAGGAGAUGCUGUCCUGGUACUGGUGAACAACUGUCUGACCCGGCCAGACCGCCCUCCUUCACGGGACAGUCUGACCAGUGAGGAGGACACGGACGAGCGGCACCACAGGCACUUCAGUCGCGUCCAGUCCGAGCGCAUGGUCAUCUCCUCGGAUGACCCUCUGACUGGGAUUCAGGACAAGCCCAGCCAAUCACUGUGGCCCGAACCAAGUCGUUCUCAAACACCCCUGGGCAUUGUGAACCCACAGCCACAUUUUAACUUGGAGAGUUUUAUACAGCAUUCAAAGGAUCUGUCCCUAUGGGUCCCUACAGAGGAUCUUGGCCAGGAGCUGGGGAAGUUGUACACGAGUCUGAAGAGCAGAAUGGGUAGUGAGGGCACCUCGAAUCUGAGGGUGUUACAGGCUCUGUGUGAUGCAGUCAGCACACGAGAAUGUUUUUCCGAGGUGUUUCAUGCCAUGAUAAAAACAUUGGGUCACUCAGCAGGAGAGGAUGGUGACAUCACCUUAUACCAAGAGGACGUUGUCCCACUCGGACGUGUAGCUGUGUCCUUGUUGCUGAAGGCGAAGCACAGGGAAGCAUGGGAACAAGGUUUCUUCAUGCUGUACCUCAUGCACCAACAUAGCAUAUUGUAUGACGAGUUGCCCGGCCUUAGCGAUGCAUGGAGCCAGGAGGACCAAUGGCAGGUGUCCAAUGCAGCGCUGCUGAUGUGCCUGAAGUCAGGCAACAUUGAGCCAGCCCUGGAGGUGCUGAAGGGUAGAGAUGACAGCUGGCAAUGUCCUCCUGAGUCCCUUGGACCAGUCUUUGAGGAACGACGUGACCUUCUCCAGGAGAUUCUGGCUGCUGUGACACUUACACUGGAGAAUGCGGCGGAUUACUUUACCCUGAUGGACACCGUUAAAGACAUGGGAGUUGCUUUGGCCCAGCAGUGGAUGGAAAUCUUAAAACAGAAUUUGUCUGACGAAACCGUGAACUUGGUGGCGCUAGUGUCAGAGCAGAUGAUGAGGAGAGGGUUGCUUGGUUUUGCAGUCAAUAAAGAAGAGGACAUGCCAGCGAUUAUAUCCUCGCUGGUUGAUGUCCUUGGACGGAAUGGGCUGGAGGAUGAGGCACGGAAGAUCUUCCUGCACGGCUGUCUGCAAGGGAUGUAUAAGAUACCCCGGUAUCUUGAUGAGGGGAAGCCUUGGGAUCUGUAUGUUCCAUCCGACAUGAAGACCACAGAGAUACAGUUCUAUGUGGAGCGUCACUUCCAGUUUCUUAGCCACGAUCUGAUGAAGGGGAAGUUUGAAGGAAACCACCUCACCUUAUCACUCUGCCACAACACGGCCCAGCAUAUAGGGGGUACAGAAGGUCGCACUAGAUUGAACCAGGCCCUGCAGGAUGGAUUUGGGUUUAAAGAUGGUGUAGAUUUCAUUGGCCAAAUGGUUCGGGGUUGCUUUACUGUGGUCAUGUACUUCAGUGCCAUCUUGGACUGGCUACAGAGUACAGAUAUUGUUGUUGACGAAAGUGUGUCUGCCCUGUCGGACUUUGAGCUGGAGGACGAUUCCUCAGUGCAGCCUUCGCGUCCUCCCAGUCAAUGUAGCAUGGACUCACACUUCACGUCUCUAACCAAUGUGGCCAACAGAAAUGCAGGGAACAAUGAGUAUGAAGAAGAUGACAGCCCUGCAGCUGACUCAUGCAUAUCUGGUGCACCAAACUUUCUGGAUUCCGUGGAAACCCAGGAACAGCAGGUGGGUGCAGGUGACAGAGGCCAGGUGGCUAGCAUGUCUUUCUACCUGGACACAAAUGGUCAAGCAAAUCCUACACCACAGAACAGGUUUCAGAGCAGUUUACCACAAGUCCAGCAGCGCAGCUCAAAUGCUGCAGUAUAUGUCGAAGCAGAGAACAGACAAAUGCACAAUAGAGACCAAGGCUCCCACCAGUCUCACAAACCUGCUCAUAACAACAUGCAGCAACUUGGCAGUCAUGAUAGGAGAGGUGCACCGCCCCUACCUGAACUCUGCAGGAUCCCAGAAUCAUCCCAGUCUAUACUUGGGGAGUACCAUAAUCCCAACCAGAACUCCAUACUCGGAGAGUAUCGCAAACCUCUCCAAGGUCCCCAGCAGGACUUCCACAGAGAGAACCUACCUGGAGUACCACCACAGCAUCCUCACCCACGGCCACCGCAGCACCCAGCUCCACGUCUACCUGUGGCAAGGGCCAUGCCAUUGCUGAUGAGCCAGUCACAAAUCAGUCGCAGGGACAAUGUUAACAAUGUAACAGAAUAUUCCCAACUGCAGGGUCGCAGAAAUGACAUCCACAAUCCAGGGUUUCACAUGGGUCCUCAGCAGGGUCGCAGGAGUGACGUGAAUAGCGCAGCAGGAUUUCGUGUGGGUCCACAGCAGGGUCAGAGACAUGACAUAUAUAACACAGCAGGGUUUCGCAUGGGUCUACAGCAGGGUCAGAGAAAUGACAUGAAUAAAGCAGCAGGAGUCCAUAUGGGUCCACAGCAGAACACAGCGGGGUUUCGCAUGGGUCCACAGCAGGGUCAGAGAAAUGACAUAAAUAACGUGGCAGGAUUUCGUGUGGGUCCACAGCAGGGUCGCAGGGGUGACACCAAUGCAGCAGAAUUUCACGCGGGUCCACCACAUGGUCCCAGAAGUGACGGGAACAAAGCAGCAGGAUUUCGCAUGGGUCCACAGCAGGGUCGUAGAAGUGACAUCACCAGUGCUACAUGGCGUUGCAUGGGUCCACAACAGGGCAGCAGGUACCUGGAGCCGACCCAGCGUAGUGAAACAAGAGGAGAUGGCAGUAAAAGGAAAACAUUUCGGGAUAUGCCUCCUCCCCCUCCCCCACCCCCUCCUCCUCCACCUUAUCCUCCUCCAUACAUUCCUCCUCUCCUCCCCUCAUAUCAGGCAUACUUACCAGGAAUGGCAUCACCCCCCAAGAGUUCCAAGACAGUGUCUCGUCCCCAGCAAGGGACGAUCGACAUUUUCAUUCGCCGAAUACGUGAGGAGAUUGAGAGCCACGUGAGGAAAUUCGGACAAGUCGAAGAGGAACAUGUCUCGACUCUGGGAAGCCGCCUUUUGGAAGGGUUUCUUCAGGAAGAGGGGCACGCGUUGUACAGGAGGCUGCAGUUCAACGUGGAGUUGCAUCAGCGCAUCUUGAAAUUUGUGAACUGCAACUAUCAUCAGGAGUAUGCACGCUUAUGGAAGAAAUAGCAGUGCAUCUGCCCAUCAGCUUUGUUAAAGACCACCAAAGUGUAUUCUAGCCAGCAUAGAAGGAUUUUUUUUCAGUAAUCAAUGGACUUCAUACAUUGUAUGAAGGUUUCUGUGAGAUGAACAAGUUGAUGUGACAUCCAAAGACUUUUCCUAGUUCUGAUGAACAGUCUCUUUCAAUGAACUCACAUGGCACCCAUUACAGUCAUACUACUCUACUACUCUAAUUAUACUACUCUAAGGAAUCUACCUAAUACUGUGUCUGUCAUGGCAGGCAUUGGGAAGUUUUUUGAUACAUAUAACAGUGACCUGUGUCAUUUUGGUGGAUGACUUCAAUGUACAAAAACAGCACCUUCACAGGCUUAAAGGGAUCAUGAUCCAACCACAAGGAGCAUGGUAUACCAGGAUGACUCAUACCUGGUCCGACUUGUGUUUUUUGUCUAGAAGCAAAGUUGGUAGAUGGAAAAUAUGAUCAUGUUAGAGCUAUUAGGUUAUUGUUGACAAGAAGUUGUCCUGUCUGGCAUGUGGUAAGGAAGAUUUGGGAAGUGAGAAAGAAGAGAUCAGACAGGUCAGAAAGGACACAUCAAUCAUGCUGUUUGACAGGCUGUAGAAUUGUUUUGAAAAGUUCAUUUUGUUGUUUUGAACUCGAUGUUAAAGGACCAACAGCCUACAAACUGUUAUACUUUGAGUUAUUCACGAGACCUUAGCAGAAUGUCUUAAAAUUUAAACACAGGAUUGUGGAAACUUGGAUAAGGAAAUGGUGCUACAGAAAAGUUUCAUGCUUGUUAGAUAAAACUUUUUUUUUUUCAUUAUUUUUAUAGUUGGCAGUUACUGUUACAUUCUAACUAAUGUUUAAUAGAAGAGCUCGUACAUGACAUUUUGUCACAUUAAAGAGUCUUGAUGGUUUGGGAAUUGAUUAAGUGAUGAAAAUCGUGUAGCAGUAUUCAAUAUUUGAAACCAGAAUCCAAUUAGCCUAGGCUAGAGUAAAUCAAGUUCAAAUUAACAUUUAAGCCAUAUUUUAAGACGAAUGAAAAAUGACACAAAAAGGGAUGAUUUUCAAUAGGUCGCCUGAACUUCAUUUAAGAGCAUAGUUACCGAUACACCCUUAUAUAACUGGUUGACAAUGCUACAAGUAAGCUCAUGUUCUCGAAAGUGUAAAACUGUCACAAUGCAUGCUGAACUUUCGGGUGUUCAAUGACGUCUUUCCUCGGCCUACAGUAUGGAUAUGUUUCUUUUGUUGUAUUCUUGUUAUUUAUAUUCAAAUAUCAGAAGUAUAUCAAAGCCAUUACAUAUAAAACUAAGCCAUAUCUAACUUGUAGGACAUUAUUAGAAAGUUCGUGGGAUAUCAUAUAUUGCUCUAUAUUUUUGUUAUUUAUGAUUUAUAGAUAGGUGUACUUUAAGUUCUCAUUCAAGUCAUGAUUAAGGAUUAAAUAUAACGAUUUGGACUC